This is a messenger RNA of Anguilla rostrata (American eel), 6345 nucleotides long. RefSeq names its product Rh associated glycoprotein (gene rhag). The transcript has 16 exons. Gene Ontology annotation, cellular component: plasma membrane. The record is from RefSeq and is a predicted model, not a curated record. NCBI's taxonomy places the organism in Eukaryota, Metazoa, Chordata, Actinopteri, Anguilliformes, Anguillidae. Gene Ontology annotation, molecular function: ammonium channel activity. The coding region runs from base 53 to 1372 and encodes 439 amino acids. Gene Ontology annotation, biological process: ammonium transmembrane transport; ammonium homeostasis.
CGCCCCCCUGUGCUAUCAGCACACUGGAGUAGCAGCAAGCCAGAGCGUGGCCAUGCCUGCGUACGCCACCAACAUGAGGCUCAAGUUCCCCAUCCUGGCCCUCAGCCUCGAGAUCCUCACCAUCAUCCUCUUCGCCUUCUUCGUGGUGUACGAUGACGGCAAGCCUUCCAGCCAUGGCGCCCAUGACGGCCACGCACCCAGCAACAAGACAGAGGACAAAAACCUGCGCCUUUACCCAGUGUUCCAGGACGUGCACGUGAUGAUCUUUGUCGGCUUCGGCUUCCUGAUGACGUUUCUGAAGCGCUACAGCUUCAGCAGCGUGGGGCUGAACCUGCUGCUGGCGGCCUUCGGCCUGCAGUGGGGCAUCCUCAUGCAGGGCUUCUGGCACAUGAGCGACGGCAAGAUCAAGAUGGACAUCCUGAGGAUGAUCAACGCAGACUUCAGCACAGCCACAGUCCUCAUUUCCUUUGGGGCGGUCCUGGGGAAGACCAGCCCUGUGCAGCUCCUCAUCAUGACCGUGCUGGAGAUCACCAUCUUCUCCCUUAAUGAGCACUUGGUAGCCGAAGUGCUGGGGGCGAGUGAUGUGGGGGCGUCGAUGACCAUCCACGCCUAUGGGGCGUACUUUGGGCUGGCCGCGGCUCGCAUGCUGUACCGGCCCGGCCUGAGGAACGGGCACCCCAACGAGGGCUCAGUCUAUCACUCCGACGUGUUCGCCAUGAUCGGAACCGUGUUCCUCUGGAUGUUCUGGCCCAGUUUCAACUCGGGCAUCGCGGGGAGUAAAGAGGACCAGUUCACCGCUGUGGUCAACACCUACCUGUCCCUGGCCGCGUGCGUGAUGACAGCCUACGCCACGUCCAGCCUGGUGGAGCACAAGGGCAAGCUGGACAUGGUGCACAUUCAGAAUGCCACUCUGGCUGGAGGCGUUGCCGUGGGAACCUGUGCAGACAUGAACAUUGGGCCCUUCGGCGCGAUGCUGAUUGGAUCUGUGGCCGGGAUCAUCUCCACGCUGGGGUUCAAGUUCCUGACGCCCAUCCUUGCUGCAAGCCUGGGUAUCCAGGACACGUGCGGAGUCCACAACCUCCAUGGAAUGCCGGGAAUUCUGGGCGGGCUGGCCGGAAUCACGGCCACGGCACUGGGGAAGAAGAAAGAUGGCCUGGCCUCCAUGCAGGCCGCAGCCCUGGCCUCCUCCCUGGGGUUCGCACUUGUCGGGGGGGCCAUCACAGGUCUGAUCAUGAAGCUGCCCGUGUGGGGACAGCCUCCAGACCAGAACUGCUUUGACGACUCGAUUUACUGGGAGGUACCAGAGGAGGAAGAGGAGAACGAGGAGAGUUUGGCUCACGGAGAUCAUCCCAAGAACAAAGUCGAGGCCUAAACCAGGGAAAAGCUGUGAUGCCACCUCCCCCUCUCUCCACAUCCCUCUCAUAUACCCCUAUACCUGGAAAUGUGUGCUAUCAGGACGAUAGCAAUGUAUAAUGGAGAUAAAUUCCUUAGAUAAUAUUUUAUUUUUGUUCUUUUAUGACACUUCUGAAGCAGCAUAUUGUUGGUCUGUCGGGUACUCUCAACAACCAAAGAUGCGAAGGUCAGUAUUUUUCUCCUGGAUUAACUCACUUCAGCCCAAAAACAAAAGCAAAGCCCCUUUUUAUUUUCAGUAUCUUACUGCACACAUCACCGCUGUUCCGUUCCAGUAGUUCAGCGACUCCAAUGAAAUGGCGGGGGACAGGAGCGUUUUCUGGAUUAGUUCCGUUUUAGCGCCAAUGCCUGGCUAGUACCCUCUGCCCCAUCCAAAUUAUAACCAAUGGCAAGCUGUGUUAUGUACAUUCAUUCUGAUAACCAAUGAGAAGCUGUGUUAUGUACAUUCAUUCUGAUAACCAAUGAGAAGCUGUGUUAUGUACAUUCAUUCUGAUAACCAAUGAGAAGCUGUGUUAUGUACCUCCAAUCCGGCCUGGCCGGCCAGGUCUGUGUAGCUUCACAUGCAGGACAGGUCACUCAGGAAACACACACACACUUUUCACAUGACAGAGGCUCAAGCUUCCAGACUUUGAGCUGUGCAACCUUACCUUACCUUACACACAUACACACACACACACACAAAACAAAAAAACAAAAAAUAAAAUAAAAAAACCUUUUUUACUUGCAACCUGCUUGGAGGAUCUAGACAAACAGCUGUAAAUCUGUAAAUCACACGAGCCAACACUCACAGACCCCCUCAGGUAAACAACCUGGCUCACAGACCUGCUCAGGUAAACCUGGCUCACAGACCCCCUCAGGUAAACAACCUGGCUCACAGACCUGCUCAGGUAAACAACCUGGCUCACAGACCUGCUCAGGUAAACAACCUGGCUCACAGACCUGCUCAGGUAAACCUGGCUCACACCCAUGUUCGCUUGUUUUGUUUCCUCUCUCUCGCGCUCCCUCCUUCCUGUGCACAUACUGACGUAAAGUCCGUUUACACUCCUCCCUUACACUCCUCCCUGUGUGUCCAACAACAGCCAGUGAGCGUCUGGGAUAUUGUUUCAGAAAUACCUUUACUGCUGUUUUACUGGCCUGUUUUAGUGUGCAUCACCUGAGCAUUCAUCACCAGUCAGUAAACCCCUGAACUAAAGAAAUAUGAGCCUGAACUAGAGAAAUCCAAAAUAAGAUCAGUGAGAGGGAGGAGUAAAACUGACUAAAGACACUAGUUUUAGUUUCACAAAUUUGUUUUUUAUUAAAAAGUCACCUGCCAGGAGUGCUGCUUACACCACAGGCAGUAAAGUGAAGGCCUCAUUAUAAGCUAGAGAUGAACUCACCACGUUAAAAUAUCUAUUACUAUUACGCUUUUUCCAAAUGUAUCAUGUAUUAAUACUGUCAAUUAUAAAUAUGUUUUUAUAUGGUAUAACCUAUGUGUGUUUUUUUAUAUAUUAUUUGAAAGGGUUGUGAGAAAUGCCUAGUUUAAUAAAAAAUUAAUUUCAAACUGAAACAAAAAAUAAUGCCCCCCAUUAAAGUACAUUCUGUAACACGCAUAAUACAUUUUAAUAUAAGAAGGCACUCCAAACAUAUUUUCCAAUACAUGGUAGUAUUUUGUAAUGAACAUUACAUUUUAGUGGUUACGUUUUUUAUCAAAUUAGCUACAUCCUACUGAGACCAAAGCCUAGUAUAUAUACCAAAUAUUUGUAUAUUUUACAAUAUGUUUCUAUACAUUAUUCAUUUUCCGUUAUAAAUUACAAAAUAGUGUACGUGUAAUAGCUUCGUGCACAUAAAAAUCUGUUAUUUCCGUGUUGUAAUGUCAUUGCUGGAGUUAUUAACAGAACAGACUUCCUUUGUCAUAAAAAGGACAAAUCGAGAAUGCUAAUAUAUUUGGUUUCCAUGAAUGGGGAGAAAUGUUUUUGUUUUUCAAGAUACAAUAUAAAGAUAAAAAAUAUAAAGAUAUCAAGAUUAAAAAAACAGCAUUUGCAUUGAUCGUGUGUGCAAGAUAAGUCUACCAAAUAAAAUGAGUGACCUUCUGAUGCCGUAAAUCUAUGGACUCAAAAAAAUGCUUUUGUGAAGAUCACGUGAUGCUAGCGACUUCCAGCGAUAUCAUAAGUGUGUUUAUUUAAAUCUGCAUAUAAACGAUUUUCUACAUUUUAUUUCUUUCUCAAAAACAUUUUUUAAUGUGCGAGCCCAGUGUUGAGGCAAGUCAUAUUUACACAGUGUUUUCACAGUACUGAACUGAUACACCUCUAGGAGCACAACUUGUUCACGUUAUUCGUGCCAGUUUUUUUUGUGCACAGCGCUCUAGAUCAGUAGCCUACAUUUCUCAACCCUGUAAGGAAGCACAUCCCGUUUUCCGAUUAGAAAAACUAUUCUCUCGAAAUAGGCUUUUGAAUUAUUUGAGCUCUUGGUACCGCUCAUAUGGUACUUCAUGUUUACAAAAUAUCCAACAUAAUUUUGUGAAUAAUAAUGAAUGGAAUUAAUCUGCUUCUGUAAUUAGUUGUUAAAUUAAUGGGACUUUGAGACUAUAUAUUUUUAAUAAUUCUGAAUGAGGAAUAAUACCUGCAUGAAGCAUUAAGCACUUCAAAUGAAUAAACAGCUCACAAACCAUUUUAGGCUGUUUGUCUUGUUUUGAAUUAUUGAAUUUUACUGAACACGGAAAAAUGGAAAAAUAAUGACAAAUCUAGAUGAGUCUUCUGGAAUUAUUACAUUGGUUUUAUUUUUAUUUUUUUAAAUCAAUUGAACUAAACAACUGAGUCCAUAAAAUUGCCUCAUGCGUUUAUAAAAUGGAAGAUCGCCACCUUAUGCGCAUAUCUACGGGGUUGGCCUUAAUAUCGCAGUGCAUUGUGGGCUGCAAGAUGGUGGCACUGUUGUGAUUACGAAUGUGUAGUUUCAAUAUAUUGAACAAGUUAUUGUGGUAGAUAACAAAUAUUGCUAGCAAAAAGAAAGACUACAGUUGCAUAUGAGUGUUAUUUUAAGUGGAGUGUAUCGAGACAUUUUCAGCCAUCUUCGUUUCAAACGUGUAAUUACAUGGUCUUUGGACAAUGUCAACCCGAGCAGACUCCAAGGUGAGGAGGAGGAGCGACUCACGUGGUAGCAGAGACGAGAGAAGAGUGCGAAGCCCAGAAAAGGAGAGAAGGACACAGAAGCGCAGCCGAAGCAGGUCGUCUUCCUCAUCAUCCUCAUCCAGCUCCUCGUCCUCUUCCUCCUCCUCAUCAGGUUCCUCUUCCUCGUGCUCCUCAGUCAGCAGGUCGAGCUCUAGCAGCAGUGAUUCACACAGAAAGUCCAAGUCUAAGAAAGGAAGGAAGGAGAAACGACACAGGAAGUGUGUGUAUAUGUCUGAGUGUAUGUAUAUGUCUGUGUUUGUGGGUGAGUAUAUGUAAAUGUCUGUGUGUGUGUACGUACGUCUGUGCAUAUGUGUGUAUGUACAUCUGUGUGCGUGUGUGUGUCUCUGCAUGUGUCUGCGUGUGUGAGUGUGUGUAUAUGCAUGUAUGUACGUGUGAACUCUUAGCAUAAAGGGAAUAAAGAGAAGAAGCACAAAAAGAAGAAAGAGAAGAAACAGAAGGGUGAGGAUGAGGAUUAUGAAGAAGGAUCGGGACCUGUGCAGAUCUCCAAGUAUCUUAAGGAUAAGAAGAGGAGGGGGAGAAAGGUCAGCAUGAUCUCCGGACGGAAGAUUAAAAUGAAAGUGAAGAAGUCCAGGAAGGACAAACAGAGGGAUAAGAACCGGGCCGAACUCCUGAAUUUCCUCAACUCUGCCCUCUGACCCGAGCAGGAGAGCUUGGUGCUAAAAACAGUCCUUUCUGGAAACUUCUGUCCGUCGUCCGUGUGAAUGAGGUCCUUCUGCCCCUGCAGCCCGCUCCCAACGACAGCCUGGGCUUAGGGAAGAGCCAUUACUUUACAUUUAUUUACCCCUGCGCUGAGCUCCCGCUGCCCGUGCAGCUGCGCUGAGCUCCUGCUGCCAGCUCUGUCCUCUGCUUCUCUACCACCGUUUGCUUGUGUACUUCUGAAUGGGGGGUAAUAUUGUUGACUAAUCUGUGUGUUGCCCAAGACCCUUAUUUGUGUAAAAGACCAUACUGCCCUCCAUAGAAUGCAAUGGCUGGACAACAUACUGUGGGAGAAAAUGUCAAUCACAGCUUUUCCGUGUGAACAGCUACAGCCUCCUCAGGAUCAGCUGAAAUUAGUUCAGGGCUGACUGUUAUUGUGAAAAUAUCAUGGUGACAGAAUGUCAUGGCAACAAAAAAUGUGAUUUUUUUUACCCUUCCCAUUUUAUAGCCAUUUUCGCUGUAGUUAAUUUUAGGUGGGGUUAAUCAAAGCUGGCAUUAGUUGAGUUCACUGCUGCUUUUCAAAUCAAUUUUUAUUGGUCUAAUUGUGAGAUGUUUCCUUGGGGCGGGGGGGGAAGGGAACAAAUGGGCCAAACACCACGCCAGUCUCUCCAGUCAAGGGGGGUAUAUUUCUCAAAGCUAGAUUUCCGAGUUAUCUAGAUAACUGCGCUGAGUAAAACCUGGAACAGCUCUUUUUACUUCAGUCCAUGUUCCAGCUCUGGGAGGGUUCUGGGUUUUUACUCAGUGCAGUUAUCCAGAUAACUCUGUAAUCCUGCUUCCUGAAAGUGGGCCCAGCUCUUCCUCUGUAUCUCAACAGUGACUCAGGAUUCACCCCAAAAAUUUAUGCAUGAAAGAUAAAAUGUAUCGAUUAAAUUUUUUUCAGAAUUUUCUUACAUUUCCUCUGUAAUUAUUCAUUAAUCACAAUUUCAGUUGUCAGUUUAAGAUAAAUAACUUGUCUGUGUGAUGUGAUUGUUUGUUGAAAAGAAGUACAGCAAAGGUUGUGAAACGUGUCUUCUUCCAAAUUUGGGGGGAGGGGCAAAGUGUCCCCCAAAUAAUAAAACAUGUCCUAGACUCUGAA